This is a messenger RNA of Eimeria maxima, 1959 nucleotides long. RefSeq lists its product as hypothetical. Lineage: Eukaryota; Apicomplexa; Conoidasida; Eucoccidiorida; Eimeriidae. Bases 1 to 1959 code for a protein of 652 amino acids. The record is from RefSeq and is a predicted model, not a curated record. The transcript is spliced from 8 exons.
AUGCACGGCUGGUGCGCAUUGCUCGGGCGUGGUUCAACCGUGGUGGGCAAGGAAGGACCGCGGCCUACCAGCGGCAGCAGGCCACACGCUAGCUGGCUGCCUCGUCCAUCCACCGAUGAGGCGUCAGUAAAACUGUCAUUUGAGGGAAACGAACGAAAGCAUCCUCAAAGACGGUGGAUGGAGGAAGACUUUAACCCAAGUUUGCUGCAUACUAGCCAAAGCCCUUUUUAUGUGAAGCUGAUAUUGAGAACUCGAUUGCGCCCACGAAGAACGAGCACGUUGACUAUAUUCCAGGCAAAGAUGUCGCAAGAAAACGCCGGAUGCGGCACUAUGCCGUUUUGCGGAACUCCGACCUGCGAAGGACUUACCUGUGAAGCCGAGCAGGUGCAAAGAGCGCACAUCCGGCUGCAGGCUGACCAGCCCGUCAUCCCGGUACCUGUCUACCAAGAAAUCCAGAAGCGGGAUAAAUACAUAGAGGUGCCGCAAGUAGAGGUCAAGGAUAGUAUUGUUCCCAAGGUGUACAACCAAUCUGCUGUUCACGAUGUUCCCAAAGUACAUGUUGACUGUGGCGAGAGAAACCUCGCCAUCGAGACAGAAAAAGUCAUCGAGAGAGAUGUUCAAGUCCCGGUGCACGUGGGCUAUGCCCCCCAGUUUGUCCCCAAGUGGGACAUACGUGAGGUGCCUAGACCCGUUCCCAAGUACGAGGGCGAGCAACAAAUCAUUGAGAUUGAAGUGCCCCAAAUAGAGUACAAGGAUACAUACGUUGAAAAGGAAGUGGUGGUUGACGUAAAGGAAAAAAUUGUCCCUAAGGUCACCGAAGUCGUUAAAGAAGUAGAGGUUAUGCAGUACGAGUGGAAAGAGAAGUACCAAGAUGUCCCGGUGUACAAAUAUGUCCCGAAGUUCGACGUUGAACUUGAUUGCCCUCCCCCGCUAAUCGUCCCUUACACAGAGACCCGUUACGUCCAAGAUGAACCCCAAACAUCAAACCCCUACUGUGGCUGGUCCGCCUGCUGUACACAAGUGCAUCAGGAGCCCCAUAUCAAAACCGUGGAGAAGGCGGUUCGCACCGAGCAGCAAAGACUGUAUCCAGGCUCUGCCCAGCUGACUGAGGCUAACAUGAACUACCCAAUGGGGCAAGAUUUCGCUUCACAGUUCCAGAAAAGUACUGAAGAACGAGUCCUUCGAGGAAACAGCGUCAGCGAUGGCCCCGUCCGUCAAGCAGUUCUGUCGCAGCUUCCUCCUGGCCCAGUUUACCCAAAACCCACUCCCCAGGUUGGUGCCGCUGAUAAGUCAAAAAGCGGUGGGGCCCGCUUAAACGAAAAGAAGCAGAGCUUUUGGAGCUGGCUCACUGGGAAGAAGGAAGAGGAACAGACGCCCACGGUUGCCGAAAAGUUCGGAUAUCCAGAGAACAUGCCGACGGACUUCGCCGCCGCCUUCCAGGGCCAAGGAGCGCCUGUGAAUGGGGGUUCUUCCCCACAGCCUGCAGAUGUUGACGGGGUUACUCCGGAAGAGAAAGACAAGCCUUCCGACGAACUGGAGCCAUCUGUUGUUUACCGUGGUGCCGUUAACAAACCACCUGAGUACGGAGGAGAGCUGGACCCUAUAUCCUUCAAAUUACAUGCCAUAGAAAUUCACCAGUUUGUUCCUCUCCCGAACAUGGAAGCUCCAGAGUUUGUGAAGGCGCUGUCCAGUGGAAUCAUGACAAAUGAUGUGUCCGGUCUAGAGAAGUUUUUUGGUGGUCAUGUGCCACCUGGGUGGGCCGAUCCGGACGUCACUGGCAUCCCUGCUACCACUAUGAGCGACAUCUUGUCAGGAAACGCCCAGAAUGUCGGAAUAAUGAGCCCGUUGGUGUGCCAGCUGUCAUCCCAGUUUGCUAAGCAAGGAUUUGUUCCGGGAGGCACGCAGGAUAUGACCCAUGUUGGAUCCUUCAAGCGCAACACCUCUCAGCCCCAGCAGUAG